This is a messenger RNA of Eucalyptus grandis, 2231 nucleotides long. RefSeq names its product protein IQ-DOMAIN 31. Lineage: Eukaryota; Viridiplantae; Streptophyta; Magnoliopsida; Myrtales; Myrtaceae. The record is from RefSeq and is a predicted model, not a curated record. The transcript has 7 exons. Gene Ontology annotation, molecular function: protein binding. Bases 254 to 1276 code for a protein of 340 amino acids.
GUUGCGGCGUCCCUUUCGUCUCCGCCAAAACUUGCCGUUGCGGUUUGUUCCACUGCAGGAGUGACAACCGACGAGCGGGAGCGCCAGCCAGCCAGCCGGCCGGUGGAUCGCUCGGCCGGCGAAGAGCAGCGGCCGCCGCCGUCGACGCGCUCCUCGUCGUCGUCCUACUGAAGGUUGUUCUAUAUAUAUAUAUAUAUAUCCGGGAGGGUUUGGUUCCUUUCUUUCCCGGUUAAAUGGGUAGAACACCUGGAAAAUGGUUGAAGACCUUACUGCUUGGCAAGAAAUCGUCGAAGUCUCGUUUGCCAAAAAAGGAGAUGUUUCGAAUUCUGGACAUAAAGGAGAGGCCUUAAUUCCGUCUAAGACACCCUCAACUGAAAUUGUUGUGGAGCCUCCUUCAAAUUCAUUGCCAAUUUCCAUUACAAAUAUUAGGAGUGAAGAGGACUUCGGGAAAGGGACAAAUGCUGUUGCACCUAAUGAUGCUAAUAUUCUUUCAUCUGAAAAUGAUGGUAACACACAUACAAAUGUAUUGGCCCUAUUAGAAGAUACUGAAAAUGAUAGGCUUCAGAAAGCAGCUAUUAAGGCACAGGCUGUGUUUAGAGGAUAUCUGGCUCGGCGUUCAUUUAGAACACUCAAAGGUAUUGUGAGGGUGCAAGCAUUCAUCCGUGGCCGCUUGGUCAGAAAACAAGCUAUUGCCACAUUUUGCUGUGUGCGAGGCAUUGUAAAGAUUCAGAAAUUAGCUCGUGCUAAAAAGGGUUGGGAAUUGUGCAAUCCUUCAGCAACUGGCCAGGAUAAACUGCUUGAGGAUGUGUUCAUUCAAAAGCUUCUUGCUUCAUCUUGCCCUGCAAAUCCUCUUCAUCUUCAAUAUGGUCAUGGAGAUCCAAAUUCUGCUUAUAUGUGGCUUGAACGAUGGACAAGGUCUCGUUUUUGGGAAGCCUCUUCACUACCAAAGGAAAAUUCUCAAUCAUAUCCUCAGUCAAAGCAUCAAAAUCUGGAAGACGAACAGCGUAGCCACAAGCAAAGUGUUCGCCGACUGCCUCGUACAAAUGUUAAGACUGACUCCAAUGGCAUAUCUUCGGAAUCCAAUAAGCCUGAAUGCUACCCAAGAAAUUUUUCUGGUCACAUUGCAGAUUCAGUUCAAAAUAAAUCAGAGAAUGAGAUUGAGAAAGUAAAACUUAAUUUUAGAAGGACUAAUGAUCUUUUAAAGGAGGUUUCUGAUGGGGUGAAGGCUGAUAAAAGAAACCAGAUGACAGUCUUGGGAAUGAACCAACUUCAGUAACCUCUGGUUAUGCAGCAAGAUGUCAGUCAUUCAUCUGAGGUGGAGCAAGAGUCCAAAAUUGAAGUACAAUCGGAAUUUGAACUGAAAGGAAAUUUGAAAUUAGCAGCCUCUGAAGAGCAAGUUGAUGAAUUACAAGAACAUCUGGUAGUUGUUAGUGCUCAUCCUGCAGAAAAAAAUGGUCCAAUUGAACAGAAAUUGGGCUUGAAGGAUGCUGGCAUGAACGGAAAGCAUGAAAAAAACACCCAUAGAAGAGCUUCUUUGCCUGCGAAGAUUGACCAAAAAGAGAAUGGGAAGCAUCCCACCACAAGAGUGCCCAGCUAUAUGGCGCCGACUGAAUCUGCAAAAGCCAGACUAAGAGGACAAACCUCCCCUAGGCUUGCCCAAGUUGGGAUUGGUAUGAAUGAAACAAGGCGGCAUUCAUUGCCGUCAUCCACCAAUGGGAAAGUAGGUUCAUUUUCACCAAGAGCUUCGAGACUUGUCGAAGCAUCUGGGAAAGGAACAAUUAGAAGUGAUAAAUCUCUUACAUCUUCCAGAGAUUUUGGUGAGAAGCCGAUUAAAGUAGAGUGGAGGAGGUGAUCUUGUAUGGCAUGAUGGUCUCUCUGGACUUUACAUAGAGAAAGAAGUGAGAUAACAGAAACUGCUCUUACUUUUCUGUUCAGUGCCUUUUCCCGCAGACAAGUUCUCAACUCUGGCAAUGUCCCACGCUCCCAGUUAAUCAUCAUUCAAGAUGCUAGAACAUGUAUGGGAUAUUACCAUUUCCUGUUUAGGGGUGUUUUACCCUCUGAGCAAUUGGGUGGUUAAUGUGUUUAAUUAUCAUAUGGGCCUAAACAUGUGCUGCUUUUUCUUAGGUAAUUGUUCUGUCUAUAUUUCCUGUAAGCACUCUGUUUUAAUUUAUGAAUAUUUUACAAGACAUGAUAAGAUUUCAUUCUACAAGUAUUAGUUAUAAAUGGGGUCA